Lytechinus pictus (painted urchin) is the source of this 3142-nucleotide messenger RNA. RefSeq lists its product as uncharacterized. The record is from RefSeq and is a predicted model, not a curated record. The coding region runs from base 1 to 2070 and encodes 689 amino acids. The transcript has 2 exons. NCBI's taxonomy places the organism in Eukaryota, Metazoa, Echinodermata, Echinoidea, Temnopleuroida, Toxopneustidae.
AUGGCAAUUACUUCAAUAAUUUAUGUAAUUGUCCUUCUUGAAAGCAUCUUCCACGCUGGACAGUGCGAAUAUGUAUCAUUUUUGUGUGGUGCCAGGCAGGAACGCUCAUUAGGAGCCGUAGACGGACGGAAUGUUUCUGUACAAUUCCUUCUUGAGGACCCCUUGAAUGAGAAUCAGUCAAUCGUAUGGGCAAAAUGGGUAGAUGAGAAGAAUCAACUGCUCGAUGAUGUCGACAAAGAAACUAUCAACAGGGACCGUUAUAAGUUGACAAAUGUAGCAGGAGAACGAACGAUCAACUUGUCGAUCGCUUUUUCUGAACCUAGCGAUUCAGGAGAGUACGUGCUUAAAAUUCAUCACAAGGAUCAAAAGCUUUGCACCAUUGCGUCGUUCAAUAUAACCAUCGAAAGCACAGAACCUGUCUGCUCAACACUCUACGACCAAGAGACCCGGAGAUUGCAGAUGUCCUGUGAAUGGAUGCAGGUGAACGUCGGGGAUCAAGUUCAACUGCUGGUCGGGGAUCAGGUUCUAUAUGAGUAUGGGACUAGUGAUAUGAAUAUUGAUGGAGAUUUUAACUCAACCAACAUAUUCAGUGUUUACUCGUCUAUUGAAGACGUACAUAAUGGUCGAGUUAUGCCAAGCGUGUGCCUCAUUAAUAAUAAAGACAAGUCUAACAAUAAUACCUGCUCAUUUCAUUUCGUCCAAGAUCUCCGUCUGCAUUCUUUUUUUGAAUGUUGCCCGGAAGGAGAAACUGACGCUGAUGUUCUUUGGUACACCAAUGGAAGUAUUCUAAUUCCACUGUCACCGAACAACACUGUAUCAUUUGUCCAUGAAGGGCGUCUUUCUUUAUUUUGUGGACCAGGUGUGCCGAGUAAAAAUAAGACAGUUCUCUUACGAAACAUUGGCAAUUUUAUCCAAGAAAAAGAGUGCAACGUUUCACUGUCUACAUUUGACACACCUGAAGGGAACGCAAAUUGUGCAAUCAUGAAUGCUAAAUGUAAAAACGUAUCCAACCGAAAUAGUCUUGAAGAUGUAGAAUCAAACACCGGAAGUACUUCCACAGAAAGAACUGUUAGCAAAGUAGUGGACGAGAAUUCCGAUCGAGACAUCGAAGCAAGGAAAAUCCCUAUUUGGGUUUUGGUUACAUUAGGCCUCUCGAUAUUAUGUUGUAUUGUAACUGGCUUUAUCACUUGUUUUUACCGUGCUUUAAGAAAAUAUCUUCCCUGCCUUGGAAAAACAGUGCACGAAUCACUACCGACGGCUUCAACAGGGGUUUUCGUUAACACUCAACAUUCUGACAUAUCUGGUGGUAUGGUGAACUUAGACUUGUUAUCGACCCGACAUAGAUCUCAUAACACCAUAAUUCGAGGAGCUGUCACUUCUGAGGCUAUAAAAGAUCAUGGAAAUCUGCAGCAAAGUCAGGACGUAAAGGUGUCCGGUUCAUUUCGUACAGAUCAUGAGGCGCUGGUGCACAAGCAGAGGGAACCCGAGAGCCACUGCUUUGGCCAUCUACCCUCAAAGUCCACUUCAAAUGAUGGGGAUCUCUCGGGUGCCAUUGGGUUCACGAAGUAUGAUUCUGAGGCUUACCCUGAUAGCCCGGAUUCUGUAUAUUGUUCUGUAGAUGAUAUCAAAGGUGCUCCUGGGGAUGUCGAUAUAGACCAAUUGAAUUCACAUGCGAUAUCAAUCCAGCAUCCAAGUCCAUCACCAAAAGAUCAACCCCAUGUACAGGCAUCAUUUUCAGCUUCUGUUAGACCAGGCAAAAUACCACGGAAUUCUUCAUCUGCGAGAUUGAAGAAAGCCGCUCAAACGGACGCAGAUAUGGAUUUGUUGUACUCAAAACCGGAUAUGAGCAGAAAGACGAACAGAAUUAGAGUUUUAGAGUCAGACUAUGAUGACCCCAGGUCUCCAGGACUAGAUCUCGGUCUAACCCGCAGAUGCAAACUCAAUGAAGAACCCAACAUUCUGGAACAUGAUAAGGAUUGUGGUAUGAGUCUUACAGACCUCUAUGAGAACAACAUUGCAAAUCCAACUGAUGAAUUAGUUGAUGAUGAAGGGCUUUAUGUCAAUUACUAAUAUUGCUAAAGCGUCACCGUCUCUCCACAAGUGAAUGAAGGCAAUUGAAUUAUUUUAUUUUAUUAAUCAUUAUUCAGCUUUGGUUAUUAAUUUUUUUUUCAAAGCACUUAGCAAUUCCACAGAGGUGUUUGUAAUCCUCGAACUUUUACGGAACCUUGACCCCCUGAAUUAUCUGACAGCCUUAGAAAUUCUAAAUAUAAGCAAUAUCAUCUUACUGUGCGUGAUAUAUAAGUAUAGUUCUCAAAUGACAUCCGUUCUGUACUUUCUAUGUGUAAAACUGUAUAAUGUUAACGGUACCUUUUUAGAUGUAUAUACUUCAUGAUUGUUUUAGAUAAGACCUUAUAAAGUUAGUUCGUUCUUUUAAAGGUAAAUUUUUCUCAGUCGUACACAUUGGAUGAAAAAGGUUACUAACGUGUUAACAAUCGAAUGUGGUAUUUUUAUGUUAAAUUGAUAAAUUUUGAAUGUUAUGAGAUUCUCUCACGCUGCGCUGUAAGGUAACAAACAUCGUUUAUGAGUAGGUGGUAGUGAAUUUUAGUUAAUGAGGCCUGUCUAGGUAUGUUGAGGGUGUGCCAAGGGGCAUCAUGUUAUUGUGUACGUGCAUGUGCUUAUUUUAGCUCUUAUCAUCCGUUGAAGCAAACUUUACCUACUUACACUAUAAAGCCAUAUUUAUCAAAUUAAUUAAUAUUAUUAAUAAUAUUCUAACAAAUGCUAUUAAAACGAGACUGUCGAUUCUUUUGUAUAAUAGUCCAGUUACAUCAUGCAUAUAUCCAUAUAUAAAAGUGUUAGAUUUCUUUCUUUCUUUCUUUUUUGCAUCUCUUAGACUUGAGUCUAAAGGUUCUUUGUCUAUACAUCUUGUAUUAUACUUACAGUCCCAUGGCUUCCACUUAAAUAAAUGCAACGUCAGAAAAAGGGCAGACGCUGAAAUGUUAUGAGAACGAAAGGCUACGGCUUUACAAUUAUGAAGAUCAAGCUUUCAAAAGAUGGAGCUAUUCUGGAUUUAUUUGGUUAAAAAAUGCCGUUUGUACAUCGCCAAUGCUGCACACUGUAAAAUAAAUACUGUACAUUUUGAAAG